Molecule: messenger RNA, 1806 nt
Organism: Syzygium oleosum
Lineage: Eukaryota; Viridiplantae; Streptophyta; Magnoliopsida; Myrtales; Myrtaceae
Exons: 16
Coding region: 74-1486 (470 amino acids)
Cellular component (GO): nucleus; cytoplasm
Molecular function (GO): zinc ion binding
Source: RefSeq, a predicted model, not a curated record
UCCUCCUCCUCCUCCUCCACCGUCCGAGCGAAACUGGAACAUCGCCGACGAGGAAGAGGAAGAAGACCACGACAUGGGCGCGAGCGACACGAAGGAGCAAAUCGACGUGAGGUCGGUCGUGGAAGCUAUCUCCGCCGACGACGCCGGCGGCGCCCCUCUCUACCAGGUCGAGAGCCUCUGCAUGCGCUGCCACGAAAACGGAGUGACGAGAUUCCUGCUUACGUUGAUUCCUCACUUUAGAAAGGUCUUGCUGUCGGCUUUCGAUUGCCCACACUGUGGUGAGAGGAACAAUGAAGUUCAGUUUGCUGGCGAGAUCCAACCUCGGGGAUGUUGCUACAGGUUGGAGGUUCCUGCAGGCGACCAGAAGAUGCUCAACCGGCAAGUUGUGAAAUCUGAAUCUGCCACUAUCAAGAUUCCUGAAUUGGAUUUCGAAAUUCCUCCUGAGGCUCAAAGGGGAUCCUUGUCAACGGUUGAAGGGAUAUUGGUACGAGCCACAGAAGAACUGCAAGCCCUCCAAGAAGAACGCAAGAAAGUGGACCCGCAGACAGCUGAAGCGAUUGAUCAGUUUUUGUUAAAACUGAAAGCUUGUGCCUCAGGAGAUUCUCCAUUUACCUUUAUCUUGGAUGAUCCCGCUGGAAACAGCUUCAUUGAGAACCUUUUUGCCCCAUCCCCUGAUCCCUCACUUACUAUCAAGUUUUAUGAGCGGACACCAGAACAACAAGCUUUAUUAGGGUACCUUGUCGACCCUGCACAGUGUAGAGAAGUUGGUGAUGGAGUGACAACAGAGGAAAUGGAAAGUGUUGUUCCAGAACCAAGAAGAAGAGAACCGCAUGGUGCAGUUGGAGCAGCAGCCGCUCAUCGUGCAAUUGCUCAGAGUAAUAGUGUAGAGAUUGCUGAUGUUAUGUUUCGUUACUCAGCGCCCGAAGAAGUUAUGACUUUCCCUUCGACUUGUGGAGCUUGUGCUGCUAGUUGUGAAACUCGAAUGUUCGUCACCAAUAUCCCAUACUUUCAAGAAGUAAUUGUGAUGGCGUCGACAUGCGAUGCCUGUGGUUAUCGUAAUUCAGAGUUGAAGCCUGGUGGUCGAAUUCCUGAGAAGGGGAAGAGAAUAUCUCUUUGUGUGAAGAAUACAGAAGAUUUAAGCCGUGAUGUUAUUAAGUCUGAUACUGCCAGCGUGAGUGUUCCAGAGCUUGAGUUGGAGCUUGCGAGUGGCACUUUAGGUGGAGUCGUUACCACUGUUGAAGGAUUGAUCUCCAAGAUAAGUGAAAGCCUUGAGAGGGUGCAUGGAUUUACUUUUGGAGAUAGUCUGGAUGAUCACAAGAAAGCAAAGUGGAAAGACUUUAAAGAAAGACUACGGAAGCUUUUAAGUCUGGAGGACCACUGGACUUUGGUUCUGGAUGAUGCACUGGCAAAUUCUUUCAUUGCCCCAAUAACUGACGAUAUUAAGGACGACCAUCAGUUGACAUCUUCCAGUAUUGCCAAUUGGUAAUGUCUUGAUGGCAAAAGAUACAUGAUCUCAUCCAGGCAGGUUUCUUGCACAAAUGUUGCCUACCAAGGAAACCACAGGGUUUGACACCGGCAGUGGCAGAUACAGAUCCGUCUGACCACUGUUGACCAGGGGAGGGUUUAUAUUUAUCCCAAAAGGAAGAGACAGUAUCUGAGAUACGCAAUAACUUGCAUAUAAUGUCUCAACUUGUAAAUGAGACUUACGAGGGAGCUAUACAAGUACAUUAAUGGAAGUAUUAGUUGUGUUCCAGCAUAGAGUGAAUUUUUUCAUGUGACCAAAGAUGGAUGCAUGCUGAGUAAUUC